Molecule: messenger RNA, 1611 nt
Organism: Exophiala aquamarina CBS 119918
Lineage: Eukaryota; Fungi; Ascomycota; Eurotiomycetes; Chaetothyriales; Herpotrichiellaceae
Product: amidase
Exons: 7
Coding region: 1-1611 (536 amino acids)
Source: RefSeq, a predicted model, not a curated record
AUGGGUAAAGACUGGAAAUCCCUGGUCGCGCAAAAGCGAGCUCAGGUCGAUGAGCAAUUGCCGCAAGAAUGGCGACUUCCGGCAGAGAUUCUGAACACUGUCUCCGCCUCUGCGAACAUCAAUGUCCUGAAUAUUCCACGAGAGUGUGGAAUUUUGACCGCAAAGGAGAUAGACAUCACCGAGAAACACGAUGCUGUUGCCUUGGUCGAGCAGAUGGCGAAUAAGCGUUUGACGGCGUCUGAGGUGACUCUCGCUUUCUGCAAAAGGGCCGCGAUUGCUCAUCAAGUGACCAAUUGCCUCACUGAAAUGUUCUUCGGACAAGCCCAAGAGAGGGCCAGGUUUCUCGAUGAGUACCUAGAGAGAGAGGGUAGACCUAUGGGCCCAUUGCACGGGUUGCCAAUCAGCUUAAAGGACUCCUUUAACCUGAAAGGAAUAUCUGCGACCAUUGGAUAUGUGUCUUUCAUCGAGCACCCACCAGCUGAUUUCAAUUCACCACUCGUAGAGGUCCUGCUCAAAGCGGGAGCGGUUCUCUACGUUAAGACAAAUCUCCCCCAGACGUUGAUGACGGCAGACUCCGAAAAUAAUGUGUUUGGUCGAACAUUGAACCCUUAUAAAUUGAGCCUGACAGCAGGAGGAAGUAGUGGAGGCGAAGGGGCCCUUGUACGUAUGCGAGGCUCAUUGAUAGGCGUUGGAACCGAUAUUGGAGGCUCAAUCAGAAUCCCGGCUCUCUGCUGUGGGACGUUUGGCUUCAAGCCGACCACCGAUCGUAUCCCAAUGGGUGGGCAAGUGAAUCCUGUGAGAGAUGGUUGGACUGGGAUAAUACCGGUGGCUGGCCCACUAGCUCACAGUCCACGCGAUCUUCGUCUCUUCCUCGAGACAGUGAUCAAGUCCAAACCAUGGGACUUCGACUAUAGCGCUGUCGCUAUCCCGUGGCACCCUGUGCCAGAACAGAAGUCCCUUAGAAUCGGCGUCAUCCUCGAAUGUCCCAGCUGGCCGGUGGCACCGCCUAUUCUGCGCGCCAUGGAGACAGCGACCAAGAAGCUUGAACGCGCGGGGCACAAGGUCAUCAAAACGGAAAGUUUCCCUUCCUUCAAGGACGCAACGGAUCUAGCGUGGAGCUUCUUCGACAUCGACAACUCUGGAACCGGAGUGAAAUUCAUCCAGGACUCGGGAGAACCUGUGGUGAAGUCAGUCGCAGACAUGUAUACACCACCACCAGAGGGUCGAAAGACCCGGACAUUAGAUAACUUUAUGGAUUUGACUGCUGAGCGCUCCAAGUUCCAGGCCGCGUGGCACAAGAUUUUCGUCGACAAUCAACUGGAUGUUCUCGUGGCUCCAGGGUCCCAGAAGACUGCUGUGCCUCAUGAUACAUUUAGACUUCCUCCUUAUACGGCGAAUUGGAACCUUCUUGCAUACCCGGGCUGCAUUAUCCCAUACCUCAAAGCCGAUAAGUCAAUUGACGUGCCUCGCGCCGAAUAUAGAGAGGACUAUGACGCAGAAGCCGUUGACGGCGCGCCGUGCAAUAUCCAGGUGAUCGCGCGGCCUGAGCAUGAUGAGGCGCUCAUCGCUGCCGUGGAGGUUAUUGCGAAGGACCUUGGCGUAUCAAUGUGA